AUGUUCCUGCCCAGAGUGACCGCCUCUGCGCGGUUGGUUAACUGCACCGUCGCUAUCCGCAUUGCUUCAGUCUCUCGUGCGCGCUUCAUUUCCACCGUUGGCACCCCUCCUCAAGUGCCUAAACUUUGGGACUCGGCGGAUGAGGCAGUCAAGGAUGUAAAAUCGGGCGACGUUCUGCUAUGUGCAGGAUUCGGACUUGCGGGUAUUCCUGACACCCUACUGGGGGCCCUGGCCAAGAGAAAGAAUGAAGUUACUAAUCUCGUGGGUGUCUCAAAUAACGCAGGUGCUGGAGACUCAGGGUUAGGCAAGCUACUCAACACGGAGCAACUCGAGAAGAUAAUCGCGUCCUAUCCUGGAGGGAACAAAAAGUUUGAAGCUCUUUACCUGCAAGGAAAGAUUUCUCUUGAACUAGUUCCUCAAGGUACUCUCGCGGAGCGAAUUCGCGCUCAUGCUGCGGGUAUACCCGCAUUCUUCACUCCUACUGGAGCCUCUACUGCCGUAGAGGAAGGUACUAUCCCCAUUCGAUACAAUCCUGGCGGUGUCAGUGCCGGUAUUGCCAUUCCUGGUAUCAAGAAAGAGACCAAAGUGAUCAACGGUAAAAAGUUCGUCUUGGAACCCUCCAUCGCCGGAGACGUUGCAUUUGUUCAUGCAUGGAAGGUUGAUGAGAUUGGUAACUGUGUUUUCCGAUACGGAUCUCAGAAUUUCAGCACGCCAAUGGCUAAGAACGCCAAGCUGACCAUUGUCGAGGCUGAGGAAAUAGUCCCUGUCGGUUCCAUCUCCCCAAACGCUAUUCAUCUGCCUUCGGUAUACGUUGACCGUAUUGUCAAAGCAACCGUUCCUAAACAUAUUGAAAUCGUCACUCUUUCUAAAGCGGGACAGGAGGAAAUUUCGACUUCAAAGCUAUCACCAGAGAAAGCCGCCGCUCAAGCUUUGCGUAACCGUAUCGCUAAACGUGCUGCAAAGGAACUUCGUAAUGGUUUCUAUGUCAACCUUGGAAUCGGCAUGCCUACUUUGGUUCCAGAGCAUCUUCCCAAGGACGUCAAGGUCUGGCUUCAAAGUGAGAAUGGCAUACUUGGAAUGGGGCCUUAUCCCACAAAGGAGCAACUGGAUGCUGACUUAAUUAAUGCUGGCAAGGAAACAAUCACUCUUCUUCCUGGUGCUUCCUGUUUCGACUCGAGCGAAUCUUUUGCUAUGAUUCGCGGAGGGCACAUUGACGUCGCUAUCCUUGGUGCCAUGGAAGUCUCAUCGGCUGGUGACAUCGCGAACUUUAUGAUUCCCGGUAAGAUGGUCAAAGGUAUUGGCGGGGCCAUGGACCUCGUUUCCAACCCAGACAAGACUAAGGUCAUCGUCGUCAUGGAGCACUGCGCAAAAGACGGCUCGCACAAGAUUUUAGAGAAAUGCGCACUGCCGCUCACUGGCGCACGGACAGUCAGUACUAUCAUUACCGAAUUGGCGGUGUUCAAUGUCGACAGGCAAAACGGUGGUCUUACUCUUGUUGAUAUUGCUGAGGGUACCACGAUUGAUGAUCUCAGGGCGAAGACUGGAUGUGACUUCAAAGUCUCUGGGGACGUUGGUAACUUCUGA
Lentinula edodes (shiitake mushroom) is the source of this 1584-nucleotide messenger RNA. RefSeq lists its product as uncharacterized. The transcript has 10 exons. Gene Ontology annotation, biological process: ketone body catabolic process. Bases 1 to 1584 code for a protein of 527 amino acids. The record is from RefSeq and is a predicted model, not a curated record. Gene Ontology annotation, molecular function: succinyl-CoA:3-oxo-acid CoA-transferase activity. Lineage: Eukaryota; Fungi; Basidiomycota; Agaricomycetes; Agaricales; Omphalotaceae.